GUGCACUUGGACGAGCUGGGAAGCGUCGUUCCUUUCAGAGAACUUUUCGCAAACGGCGGCUCGUUCACAAACGACCCGCGCUCCGUGGAAGAGAAGAGACGCGAGGAGUGCGCGGACCUGCUCAGUCACACAACUGUCAUUGAGCAAAUAAACACCGCCGCCUUCUGUGGAUUGUUCUCUUGGAGGGAAGCUGUUUGGAGACGGAAAAAGGGAGUUUGGGGACCACGGCUGGCAAGAAUAUCUCAGAGGGAGCCGACGUUGUUGUGUAUGCAUGGAGUCCGCCCGGAGAAAGCUGAGGUACAGGCCGUCCCUCCAAACCAGCAUCUCUUGCAAACACAAGGGUGUGCCCAAAACAGCGUAGGCCUUCCUUUCAAGGAGCCUGGAGCUCUGUGAGGAGCGAGAAGGAAGUGAGGAAGGGGAAAAAAAAACACGGAUCCUUUUUGAUGAAUUCUACCAAAACCUGAAUGUCAAAUAGAGGCUGUCGGUCCAGAGGAGACACGUGGACAAUGAGUAUGGCCUUUCUCCGCCUCCAAGUCUUGACUCUUCUACUUGUUAUAUCUCUCCAUUCGGCGGCUGCUGAGAAUGACGUCACUCCACGCCUCACCUUCUCUUACGAUGCGGAGGAGAGGACAUCCAGGCGUUUCUCAGCGGGCGGGGUCUUCAACUUCACAUCUCUCCUGCUCAGUAAAGAAGAUGACACGAUGUACGUCGGCGCUCGAGAGGUUCUGUUUGCACUCAACCUCUCGGACAUCAGUGCGGCAAAACUGCAAAGAAACCUCACGUGGAAAACUCCAGAGAGGAAGCGAGGCGAGUGCAGUUUUAAAGGAAAAGACCUGCAAACCGACUGCUUCAACUACAUCAAGAUCUUACUGAGCGUGAACAGCACUCAUCUUUACGUGUGCGGAACGUACGCCUUCAGCCCCAUCUGUGCUUACGUCAACACUGCCAACUUCUCCCUCGUCAGGACCGACACUGGCGAGAUUGUGACCGAAGACGGACGGAGCCGUUGCCCCUUCAACCCCGAGUACAAGUCCACCGCUAUCAUGGCUGAUGGAGAGCUGUACGCUGGCACAGUCAGCAAUUUCCAGGGGAACGAACCCAUCAUUUAUAAGAGUCUCAGCCAAGGAAUGGCUCUCAAAACAGAAAAUUCCCUUAACUGGCUUCAAGACCCGGCUUUUGUUGGCUCCGCCUACAUCCAGGAAAGCUUGCCCAAGGGCAACCCGGUGGGCGACGACGAUAAGAUUUACUUCUUCUUCAGCGAGGCGGGAAAGGAGUUUGAUUUCUUUGACAACACCAUCGUGUCGCGCGUAGCUCGCGUGUGCAAGGGAGACAUGGGAGGCGAAAGGGUCCUGCAGAAAAAGUGGACAACCUUUCUAAAAGCUCAACUUCUGUGCUCACUGCCUGAUGACGGAUUCCCGUUUAACAUCAUCCAAGACAUGUUUGUGCUGACACCCAGCCCAGGGGAGUGGAGGAAGAAUGUGUUCUACGGAGUCUUCACCUCUCAGUGGUACAACGGUGCGUCAGGAAGCUCCGCCGUGUGUUCCUUUACCAUGGAGCAGGUAGAAAAGGCCUUCAGCGGCCGAUACCGCGAGGUCAACAGAGAAACCCAGCAGUGGUACGCUUACAACCAUCCCGUCCCCGAACCUCGACCUGGAGCGUGCAUCACAAACGGGGCCCGGAGCCAGGGCGUCCCGUCAUCACUUCACAUGCCAGACAAGGUGUUGAAUUUUGUCAAAGAUCACUUCCUCAUGGACAGCGUGCUUCGCAGCCAGCCUCUGCUGCUCAAACGCCACGUUCGCUACACGCAGAUUGCAGUGCAUCAAGUGCGGGCAGAGCACAAGGCCUACCAUGUGCUUUUCAUCGGGACAGAUGACGGCAGACUCCACAAAGCCAUGAGUGUGAAGAACAAGAUGCACAUCAUCGAGGAGAUAGUGCUUUUCCGUGACUCCCGGCCCGUGCAGCACAUAGAGCUCGACGCCGAAGAGGGUCGGCUCUAUGUUUCCACUUUCUCUGAACUGGUGGAGGUCCCAGUAGCGAACUGCACUAAUUACCAGAGCUGCGGGGAGUGCAUCCUCUCCAGGGACCCUUACUGCGCCUGGAAUGGCAGGCAGUGCGUGGAUGUCAGACGGGCUCCACCAAGCAACGUGUUGCAGCAGGAUGUGGACAAUGCAGACGCAGCAGCUAUUUGCAACAGGACGGCGGCCAGCGCACGCUUUGCUAAAUCUGCACACGCACGAGCGUCGACAUGCCAGUUGAUCACUAUUCCCGCCAACACCUUCCAAGUCUUGCCUUGCGAGCUGCGUUCCAAUCUGGCGGAGAGGGCGUGGGCGUUCAGCGAGAGUUCGGGUCACUUUCAUUACCCGAGUCCGGAUGGGGGUCUGGUGGUGGUGGCCCAGGCUGACCGACGAGAGACCUACGAGUGCUGGUCCGUGGAGGAAGGCUUCCGACAGCUGCUGGCCAACUACUGCGUGAGGGGCGAGGCCAAGCGCGAGAGCAGCACCCAGACGGGCCGCACGGGGGCGCCGGCCGCGCCGCAAGAAGAGUUCGUCAUCCUGCCCGGCGAGGCUCGCUCCCCGCAGAUCAACGCCAAGACCUACUGGAACGAGCUCAUCGUGGUCUGCGCCCUCUUGGCCUUCUCCCUGCUGGUCUUCUCCCUGUUCGUGGUCUACCGGCACCGCGACCACAUGAAGUCCAUGCUAAAGGAGGGCGAGUGCCCCAACAUGCAGCAGAAGAAGCCCAGGACGGCGGCGAAGCCCGUGGAGAACUUGCCGCUCAACGGCAACGCGGCGGCCGCCACCGUGACGGACCACAAGGGCUACCAGACACUCCACGACAACUACAUCUGCGGCACGCCGUCGCACGAGUGCCCGUCGCCUGACAACAGCAAGAGCUUCUCCGAGGCGGAGAAGAGGCCUCAGGACUUGCAGGAUAGCCGAGUGGAGAUCUCGUCCAGCAGCCCACGGCCUCGGGUCAGACUGGGAUCGGAGAUAAAAGACUCGGUGGUGUAAAGACUGCUUGGGACUACUUUGAGUGAAUGAACACGAGCGAGCGAGCGAGCGCCCGCUGAAGUACUCAAUGGGAAAAAAGGAGUGGGGGGUCGGGGGGGACGUUUCAUCACAUGACGUUUGCACUUUGUCCUCACUCGUGCUGUUCCCGUGGUUCAUGGACAUUUCUUUCGAUGCUUUCAAAGCGCACUGAUCGCCUUCAGACAUUUUGGUGCUUUCACGAUACAACAGAAUGUAAGUCGUGCUUGCAAAGACUCCCGCCAAGGCCAAGUUUUUCACACAUGAUGCGGCCCAUGAGCCAUACUACUGUACUGCCCGUGAGAGCACUUGGUCAUUCAUACCUGCCAUGCGUUUCUACAAAGAAAUCAACCCCAUGUGUUCCGUAUUCAUCUGAUUCUAUUUUUAAAAAAUCCGUUUUGGGGAAAAAUGAGUCACUAGUGUAUUCCUAAAGUUCCCCUGUUCUGGUUUUAGGAGCUCUGUUAGACUUUUAUAGCGCUGCCCCUCAGUCCGUCCUUAUCACUUUGAAGAAAGGUAUUUAAACCAGCCAAUAGGAGCCUAGCAAUCACUGAGGCUAUGCACUGUCUACUGUACUGUAGCAAGGUCAACACAAAGCACAUAUUUAACCCAGGGGUGUCAAACACAUUUUAGAUCAGGGUCCACAUGGAGAAAAAUCCACUCUCAAGUGGUUCGGAUUGGUAAAAUCACUGCACGAUUACUUCCAAAUAGAACAAGCACAUUCUGAAAAUGUACAAAUUUUCCAUCCAUCCAUCCAUUUCCUACCGCUUGUCCCUAUUGGGGUUGCGGGGGGUGCUGGAGCCUAUCUCCAUUGCAUUCGGGCGGAAGGCGGUGUACACCCUGGACAAGUCCUCACCUCAUCACAGGGCCAACACGGACAAACAACAUUCACACACUAGGCAUAAUGAUGUUUUUUGUUUUUUUUACACUUACAUGUUGCGGUUAAUAGUAUUCUAUCUUUAUGUGUCGUUAUUUAUACUUUCUGAAUAAAUUAUGAGGUCAUGUUCAUCAGUCAACUCAUUGGUGUUGAUUUUCAAUCUAUCAAGAUAGAAAAAACAUAUCAAAAUCAAAUUACAGGAUGUUAUUUAUGUAUUUUGAUCAUUUUCCUCAACUGAUGUACCAACAUCAUGUGGUUUAUUUUGUACAUAUGUAGCAUCAUCUACAAAAAUACAAAUAAUUGCUAUUGCUACAUCCAGUGGACAGUUUAAGAACAGCUAUUUCUUUCAUUAAAAAAAUUCAGGUUAAUAUUUAUACCUAGCAAACUCAUCCCGCGGGCCGGAUAAAACCUAUUUGCGGGCCUGAUCCGGGCCUCGGGCCUUACGUUUGACACCCCUGAUUUAACCAUAUUGCAACAGGAAGCACAUCAGUAAAAAGUACAGUAGGACCUCAAUUUACAGUCUUCUUUCUUUCUUUUCUUCCUUUUUUUCCAUUUACUUCAGGCAAUUACACCGUAAAGUACAAGAUCGAUGACACGUAAUCAUAUUACGUCAUUUAAUGCAAACACAAAUAUACAGUAUGUAAUCAUGACAAUCCAGCUCUGCCUGGCAGGAAGUGGGAAGAAGACAACCUUUUUAAUCCAACCCAGUUCCCCAUUCGGUGAUGAACACAUUUAGAAUCAAUGUUACAUUGUUCAAGGAUUUUUAUACAAAUGCUAUAUCAUGGUGGCGUUACCACACGUAGAAAAAAAAAAAUCAGUACAUUGUAACAAAAAUUUAGACCAACAGUGUGAGAAGAAUAAACAGGAAACAUUGAGCACAGGCAACAAUACGAGACAGAGUACAUCUAUUCAAUAUGACGGUUGCAGUGCAAAUACUACAAUUCCCCAACAAAUAAGGUAUACAAUACAUGAAAAAAAAAGAGGGACACUGAAAAGGACGUAAUCACGGAUCUGAUUCAACCAGCUGCCACUUCAGCAGAGCCAUGUAUACACACAGCUACAAAAGUAAAACACACACACAAAAAAGCAAAACAUUCUGUAACACAUUGUGCAUAUACGAUAGCACCAGUGACGUGCAGUCAACUUAACACCAGGUGAGGCAUACAUACUUUUUUUUGUUCUUUUUUUUUUACUUAAAUUCAUAUGUGCAAAUCUCGUCAUUGUUGAUUUAGGUUGCACAUUAGAGUUACAGGGGAAAAAAGGGAGUUAUUCGCUUUCAUAAAAACGUUAUCAUGAUGAUAUGAUAUGAUAAAUGAGUCCAAAAAAACUAUUUGAUAAAGUUCUUUUUAAAAAAAUUUUUGGUCCCAUUUGCUUUUAACAAAAAUAAAUCAAGUACUGUGAGUGUAUAUUACCUUUCUGUAUUUGUAUCUGAAGCAGCAAUAGCUAUCCUCCAUGAAAACGUAUUUUGUAUGAUCGCAUUCAUUUUGUCUUAAAGUCCAGUUUAGAGAAGUAUUUGAUCUUGGAUACAGUAUAUAAUCCUCCAUGUUGGCAGACACAUUCAUUUAAUUCAAUUUAAUUCCAAGAAAUUAAACAAUAUUUUUGCAUCUGACAAAAAACACCCACAAAUGCUGGCUUACUCUAAUAAAAAUUCCAUAUCUGUUAUAAAUACCGUUAAAAAAAAAAAGAAAAGAAAAAUAUGCUGCCUUCUGCUGGAGAGAGCUGUGUCUGCUAGCUUGAGCGCCCCCACUUCUCCCAAUGUGGCAAGUCAGAGUACUGCUGAGGCAUUGAACUGCAAGUUGACAAUAUAUCGCCCCCUACCUUGAGGCAGAGGUACUUGCUGCCUCAAGACCUGCCUUUUCCACGUGGCAACAAGAAUGCGCCCCCUCGCACGCACCCCCAAUACACACUGUGUGUAGCCGGGGAGGCACCGCCCCAAUACACACUGUGUGUAGCCGGGGAGGCACCGCCUGUGUCUGCCUCACUUCUCAUCUGCUGCAUCAGGAAACAUGGAAUUUCCACGAUUUUGACCAUGAAAAUUAUCAAAAUAUACAGGAACCACACAGAAAUCGCAUAUAAAGCAUAAACAAAAAGAGAAAUAUUAAAACGUAUUAUAUUUUAUUACUUCGUUUUGGAACAUCUCAUGUUUAAGCCACCUGGUGGUAGGUGAGGCGCUGCCUCACUUGCCUCCCCUGACAGCACGUCACUGGAUAGCACCAUGCAUAGACGAACAAAAAAACAAAACAAAAACACCAUUUCAACACCCACACGCCAUCGCCUGCUGGGACAGGAACACACUCAACAAAGCAACCAAGAGAGUCAGCUCCGUCCUAGGCUACCCACUAGACUGCGCUCUUAACUCCAACAUUUGUAUCUUAAAUCAAUGUCCUGCAUUUAAAAUUCAUUAAUAUCAUUCAUUUAAUUUGUGCUCGGCCCCUACAAAGCAGCACAUUUUUUACAUGUAACAUGCCUUUUAAAAGAAAAAACAAACAUGUUGAGAAUAAAUAUUGUAUAAAAACAAUACAUCAGAAUGUACUGCUAACGACUACAGUAGUUUUUUCGAAGUAAUGUAAUAACAAUGUACAGCAUUUACACCUCGGAGAGUGAACUUCUAUGGUAUCUCCCUCCAGCUGCUUCUUCAUCAAACAUACCAUCAGCAGCUUCUUCAUAUUCUCAUGGAUAAAUGCCUGCCGUUGUAACCCACAUUAGCCGGGAGACAGCGAUUCUCUCAAAACACUCUCAAGUUGAGGUAGUACCCUGUAUUUAAAAAAGCGGGAUUAACAUAAAGACACCAAUCAUCAUCAGUGUAUGAAGCCUGACUUAUAACAGUUUAUUUUCAUCGACCAAAUAUGCGAUUUAAGGGGAACAUAAACCUGUUUCAGGUAAUAACACAGGCAGUCUAUGCAAACGCACACCGUGGGAAGGUAAGAGAUGAACCCGACAACAAGUAAGCACAAACACUAGAGCUAUCACUUUAAGAUCAAACAUGGCACUGCAAACCAAAACGUCAAUUAUUGUAUCACUUAACGUUUCCAUCGCAGCAGUUCUUGGCUUAGAUAUUAAAAAAUGACGUGGCCAAAUGUGUGUUCACAAAGGGAAAUAAUUCAUGUGUGUUUUUUGUUUUUAUCCAUCAUCUGGUGUGAAUGUUUUUAUGAGUGGAAACAUCAUUUUAAAUUGUAUUGUCUUCAACCCAUUAAAGCAAUAACUUCAUUUCUUAUACACAUAAAGUUCAUGCAUUUGAUUAAUCACCGUAUUACAGUAUACGGACUAUAAGCCGCACCCACUAAAUUUUAGAAGAAAAACAGAUCUUUGCAUGUAUUAACUUCAUCGGACUAUUAGCUGGAGCUAUAUACAGUAUGUUGUGAAAUGAGAUGAUUGCAUAGAAAGGUUUUGUAAAUAUUACCUUAAUUGUUACCUUAAUUAAUACCUUAAUUGUUUGCUGUAACACGGCAGUAAAACGAUCAAAAGUCAUUGAUGUCUUUAUUCAUCUUGUAUGAGAUAAAUACGAAUUUCUCCUUUUGUAUUGAGGCUCAAAAUGUUUAUCAGGAUUCUUGUUCCUUUUACUUUGCAAACACUUUGAGUUUGAACAGUUUUGUAAAGUGGAUUGUUUUAGUACUUUGUUCAAUUUAUUUUAAAUUCCAUUCCAUAAUUCAUCCUUUAGCGAAGAGAAAUUCAUAAUUUAGUCGCACCUCAUGGGUCCAAUAAAGCUUAGAGCAAAAGUAGCGGUUUAUAGUCCGAAAAAUACAACAUCUUUCUUCAAAUCAACUAAGCAGCAUUUUUUUCAUAUUGCCAUUUUUUUUUUUUAUUCAAAAAGAACACAAAGAUUUCUGCACAAGAAAUUACGAAACCUUUGGUGUUUUUUUGCGAGGCACAAAUCUGCAUUAUGCCUUGUUAGAAUAUAAUCAAGAUGUGCCUCUUGGUACCACAAAACUAACCAGGUAACUCAGAAAGAAGAAGUAAAUGUGGUUUAAUAUUGUCACCAUCGUCUUUUCUUUGUUUCGUGGCUUCAAGCUCCAUUAGGGACUCAAAUCUUUGUUGAAACCACUGCGUGGGUUUAUUUAUGUCAGACACAAAUACGCAAAGUAUUCACUUCUCUGCACUGCGCUGUGUGGCUCUAAUCAAUCGCACAGACUAUGUCCUGCUUUGACUGUUAUCUUCGAGAAAAAGGCAGCUGUGGUGGCUUUCAUGGCGUCGGAAAGGCUACUUCCAUAAGAAUAAACCCCGAAAGAGGCAGAGCUACUAUUGUGAAACAAGCUGGUCCAACAAGUUAUAAUUGCUCUGUAAAGAAAUUGAACCACUAUUGUCAGUUCUUUAAAAUGUGACACGUAUUGUGACUAUUAAAAAAAAGGUCUUUAUGUACAAUUGUUUUGUAAAUUCAGCUGCCUGUGUACAAAAGAAAAUGUAUUUUUUUGUAUCAUACAUCAUUUUUUUUCUCAUUUUUUUGUAUUGCAUAUAGAAAAAGGCACUUUAUUGUAUUUUUUUUCCCCCAAAUAAAAAUCGAAUACAUUUUACUAAAA
Nerophis ophidion (straightnose pipefish) is the source of this 8411-nucleotide messenger RNA. It is a transcript of the gene sema4ba, whose product is annotated as sema domain, immunoglobulin domain (Ig), transmembrane domain (TM) and short cytoplasmic domain, (semaphorin) 4Ba. The transcript is spliced from 15 exons. The record is from RefSeq and is a predicted model, not a curated record. Gene Ontology annotation, molecular function: chemorepellent activity; semaphorin receptor binding. Bases 465 to 3008 code for a protein of 847 amino acids. NCBI's taxonomy places the organism in Eukaryota, Metazoa, Chordata, Actinopteri, Syngnathiformes, Syngnathidae. Gene Ontology annotation, biological process: axon guidance; negative chemotaxis; negative regulation of axon extension involved in axon guidance.